GCCAGACGUCUCGCCGGGGGCAGAAGAUUGUUGUUGCAUUUUUUUUUCUCGCUUCUGACUAGCUAUCCUCGGCUGGCCAUUUGAUUUGUCUCCAUACAGAUUGUCAAAGGGCAGGAUGUCAGGAUGGAUGAUGGCCCAGCCCUGCCAGACAGCUUGGUGCUGGAGAUCUUCCUGCGUCUCCCCCAUGACACUGUGCUGAGUGCUGGCCUGGCCUGCAGACAGUGGUUGGCAGUGUCCAAAGAUGAGUUCCUGUGGAGGGAGCUGUUCUACAGCUACUAUAGGAUCCCCCGCUCUGUGCCCAGACACCCUGCUUCUCUGUCAUGGUACAGGGAGUUCAAGCGUCUGUUUGACUGUAUCCCCUGUGUGGAGGUCCAGACUCUGAAAGAGCACCAUGACCAGGUCCUCCACCUGGCCUUCUCCCAUCGCGGACACCGCUUUUCCUCCUGCUCCAAAGACUGCACCGUCAAGCUUUGGGACACAGAGCGGCCCGAUGGCACCAUCACCAUGGUGCACAGCUCCAGCAUGCGCCAGUUCAACUGGGGCUACACCCAGUUCUCCCAGUUCAACGCUGACGACACCCUGCUACUGGUGUCUGGAGUCUACCUGGGCUCUCAUCACUCCUCCUCUGGGGAGAUCGCUGUCAUCAGCUUGGAGAACUACACCCUCCUGUCACGUGUGAGGAACAAGCCGUACGAUGUGUUUGGCUGCUGGCUGAAUGAGACCCACCUCAUCUCUGGCAACCUGCACUGGAUCGGAAACAUGACCUCCUGCUCUGUGCUCUGGCUCAACAAAGCCUUUCAGGACGUGGAGUCUGAAAAUGUCAACGUGGUCAAGCGGCUCUUUAAGAUCCAGAACAUCAACGCCAGCACCAUCCGCACCGUGAUGGUGGCCCACUGCCGGCGCCACGACUCCCCAGACCUGCUGCUGGACUAUGAGGCCCAGGCUCAGAGCCAGCCCCUGAGUCACCAACCCCUGCUCUUUGACCUGGGCACCACUGACAGCGAGGAGGAUGAGGAGGAUGACGAAGAGCGCCGGAGGGAGAUGAGACUGCAGGGUCUGUCAACAGCCCACCUCCCUCAGCUCACCCCCUCUGGGCUGGAGCAUGUCAUACAGGGUCGUCACAGUGAGGCCUCCGAGGCGAGGGAGCUGGAGACCAAGUGGGCCCGGCUCAUGGCUAGAGCCCACACCAAGGCCCCAGACCCCAACGUGCUCUCCUCGGCCCCUGGGGACGAAGAGGAUAAGACCUACCUGCUCUUCACCACUGGCAGCCUUACCUACUCCCCCCACCAGAUCGGCAUCAAGCGGAUCAUGCCUGACCAGAUGACCACGUCUGGGCCUGUUUUGGGGGAGGAGCGCAGUACUGACGAGUUCUUUGACUCUCUGGACCAUGUGAUCGACAUUCACGGCCACAUCAUCGGCAUGGGCUUGUCUCCAGACCACAGGUAUCUGUAUGUGAACAGUCGGGCGUGGCCGGCGGGCUGCGUGAUCUCUGACCCCAUGUCUCCGCCCCCCAUUGCCGAGGAGAUCGACCUGCACGUUAUUGACCUGAAAAGCCUGCGGGAGGAGAGGCGGAGCCUGAGGGCCCACCGAGCCUUCACGCCCAACGACGAGUGCUUCUUCAUCUUCCUUGACGUCAGCAGAGACUUUGUGGCCAGUGGCGCAGAGGACAAACACGGUUACAUCUGGGACCGUCACUACAACAUCUGCCUGGCGCGGCUGCAGCAUGACGAUGUGGUCAACUCUGUGGCCUUCAGCCCGGCCGACCAGGAGCUGCUGCUCUCCGCCAGCGACGACUCCACCAUCAAGGUUUGGCGCUCGCCACGCAUGGUCCGCCUGGCCCAGACGCCCGCCCGCCCCCCGCGCCCACGCAGCCUCCUCUCCUGGCUGGGCCGCAACAAGAAGACCACCUCUGUCAACGGGAAACCCUGAGACAGGCGGAAGGGGACUGGAGAUGGUGGGGGGAAAGACUCAUGGGUGACGCACUCUCCAGUAGUUAUCUUCAGUGUGGGCAAAUCACACUUUUACCUUGAACUCACUGUGUUAUGGCUGCCUACACAUUGUGGUACAUAUAACAUCACCAAGGACGUGUGAGAGCUGGGGUAAGCCAGAAGGAGAUGCAACAGUCCCCUCCAUAAAUGUCAUUAUUUAAGGUCACACCUAGCAAGGUGAAUUGAUUCUACAGUGAAUAUCAUACUGUACAGACAAGUUCCUCCUGGACCUUUGCAAAGUCUGGGGGGAGACAUUCAUUUGAUAUAAUGAUCAUGUUUCCAAUUAUUGAAUGAACUACUAGAGAAGAAACAUUGGAGAGGACUUCAGGAGAGAAAAUUAUAGUUUGUUCACUAAAGGAAGAGGAGAGAUGUGGACACUAAAAUAUGGUCAAAGAUCACCCCAUUUCUUGUCUUCGGUUUUUAUGUAUUUCGCUCUGUGUCAAUACACGAGUAAUUAUAUAUAUUCUUUCACGUUUUUUUUAUGUUGGGUUGUACCACCACAUCAGUGUUGUCCUCAGAUCUGCAAUCAUGACAUCUGAAAUGACCUCUCAUUGGAGGUAAGGUAACUACAACCUUAUCCCAGCUUUCGUCAUGCAUAAAAACAUGUUGUAAAAGUUUGUUUUUAAAUGUCUUUCUGUUUUUUUUUGUUUUCACAGGCUAUUCUGCAACUUUACGCCAGCUUUGAGUGACUUUUUUAAAAAAAUAAAGAAGAAAUUCCUAUCACUUUCAUGAUAGGUUCAAUCUG
Molecule: messenger RNA, 2733 nt
Organism: Salvelinus namaycush (lake trout)
Lineage: Eukaryota; Metazoa; Chordata; Actinopteri; Salmoniformes; Salmonidae
Product: F-box/WD repeat-containing protein 5-like
Exons: 9
Coding region: 124-1929 (601 amino acids)
Biological process (GO): protein ubiquitination
Cellular component (GO): SCF ubiquitin ligase complex; Cul4-RING E3 ubiquitin ligase complex
Molecular function (GO): protein binding
Source: RefSeq, a predicted model, not a curated record